AUGCCAAGCCUUCGUCGCAAAGGGCGGAAGACUGCUGACAUUGCGAGGCUUUCGACAACCUUGGACGACUUCGUUCGUGCGCAGAAGUUGUCGAGCAAUGCAGAGCAGGCGCUUCGCAGCAAGUCUGAGGAGCUGAUUCAAAGGGUCUUGUCCGGGGGCCCGCUGGCAGGUCCGAACCCCAACUUGGCACUGGCUCAGCGGAUCUGGUCACUGCAAGCUGCCGAUUCAGAGCCGCCACAAGCCCGGCAGGUGCAAUCAGAAAGCCAGAUCAAAGCCGUGACGACCGCGACGAGUGGAUGGGCCAGAUGGCUCGCGGCAAAGAGCAAACGCUGCCGUGUGAGCGAUGCAUGCGAUCCCUGCAGUCGGCCACAUCAAAUUGAGUCUUCAACCACAUGCCCUGCUAAUUGUCAUCAGAAUCCUGAGCACCUCGGCACGCAGGCACCAAGUUAUAUUCCUGAAGCUCUGGAGCACGACGCUGAGCAGGGCUCCGCGGAUGCUCAGUUUGAGCUUGGGGCCUCCUGUGCUGCGGGGAUGCUCGGAGUGAGGGACGAGGAGAGGGCUGUGCACUGGUACACUUUGGCAGCCGAACAGGGCUUGGCAAAAGCACAGUUCAGCUUAGGCCUUUGCUACAAGCAAGGCAGAGGGGUGGCACAAGAUCCAGGGAUGGCUCUGAAGUGGUUUACAAGGGCUGGCAAUCAAGCCCAUGCCGAAGCACAAUUCCAAGUAGCUCUUUGCCAUCUUCAUGGAGAGGGGAUGAAGAAAGUCGACGCUGCCAAAGCCGCGCGUUGGUUGAAGAAGGCCGCCAGCCGGGGUCACAGCAGAGCGCAGUUUGAGCUCGGGCUGUGCCACAGCAAAGGGCUCGGCGUGCCCCGCGAGGAUUUCUUUGCAUUUGUACAGUUCCGAGCAGCUGCACUUCAGGACCUCGAGGUUGCCGAGUAUCAGCUGGCAGGCUGCUACCACCGUGGCAUUGGGGUUGAGAAGGACAUGGCUUUGGCCAUAGACUGGUACACCAGAGCAGCUGAGCAGGGCCACAGUGGAGCUCAGUACGACAUGGCCGUUUGCUAUCUCACUGGUGACGGCGUAGUGGCCGAUGUAGAGCUCGGCAUGAUGUGGAUGCAGCGAGCUGCAGAGCGGGGAUAUGCGCAAGCUGCAGCUUUCCUGGAGGACUAG
This is a messenger RNA of Symbiodinium sp. CCMP2456, 1170 nucleotides long. The record is from the annotation of a GenBank genome assembly. Lineage: Eukaryota; Dinophyceae; Suessiales; Symbiodiniaceae.